Uranotaenia lowii is the source of this 721-nucleotide messenger RNA. Its product is annotated as transcription factor SPT20 homolog. The record is from RefSeq and is a predicted model, not a curated record. NCBI's taxonomy places the organism in Eukaryota, Metazoa, Arthropoda, Insecta, Diptera, Culicidae. The transcript has 2 exons. Bases 217 to 705 code for a protein of 162 amino acids.
CUUGAACCACAAAACUCAUUGCCGCAUGUUUCCUCAAUCAAUCCCAACCGCCAUCACAAGUCAGUUUUCAAUGGUCAUACAACCCCUCAACUGAACACAGGAACACAUCAAUCGCUGAGUACUCCAUCGCAAUUCUACUGCCACAAUUGUUCAGGAAAGCACGGACCACUCGAUAGAUGAUGUCCUUUGUGGAUAGCAGAAACAGCGACAAUAAAAAUGAGCAUCGAUCAAAACCUACCGAUAGCCACAGCCCGAAGAAUAAUCCAAACCAACAGCAGCAGCACGAGCUACGCUCAAGUAGCAAAGCAGAACACAUCCCAGUCGAAUGAUAGACGAACACAAUACGAAAAUUUAGCACCGCAACAAUCGAACCAACAGCAGCAGCAAAAACAACAACAGCAACUACUACAACAACAACAGCAACAACAUCAAGGAAACCAACAGCAGAACAGCCAACAGAAACGAACGAGACCGGACAAUACUACACAACUUCAACAACCAGCAACCAAUGUUUCAAAGCCAAAACAAAAUUUGGACACCGAAUCACCCCCCCGGAAACGAAACCCCAUCUUAGCUCAGACCUCACCUCCAGCACCUUCAAGCCGUGAAGGAGCUAGUGAUGUUGAGUGUACUGAGCCCAAUUCUAUUCCCCCAGGAGGAACUCGAUCAACGCGUAGUCGAUCACGCAUCGAAAUAAAAAAGUGAUCUCUUCUUCCUACCC